Molecule: messenger RNA, 698 nt
Organism: Camelina sativa (false flax)
Lineage: Eukaryota; Viridiplantae; Streptophyta; Magnoliopsida; Brassicales; Brassicaceae
Product: prohibitin-5, mitochondrial-like
Biological process (GO): mitochondrion organization
Cellular component (GO): mitochondrion; membrane
Source: RefSeq, a predicted model, not a curated record
UUAAAGCCAAUCAUGCCGUGGAACAAUAUUAGAAACAGAAAGGUGGCUCUGGGUCUAGGACUAGGAGCAGUAGGAGCUGCCUUUAUGGGGGUGACGGUGAGAUCGUCUAUGUUCACAGUUGAAGGUGGCCAGAGAGCUGUUCUUUUCGACAGAUUUAACGGGGUUCUCGAAGAACCUAUCGGAGAAGGGACACAUCGUAAGAUUCCGUGGGUGCAAAAGCCCUAUAUCUUCGACAUUCGGUCCACACCCUAUAAAAUCAAGUCCAACUCUGCAACUAAGGAUCUUCAGAUGGUCAACUUCACACUUCGUGUUAUGUAUCGCCCUGUCGUUUCGCGCCUCCCGUACAUAUAUCAAAACUUAGGCCGCAACUACGGCGACAGGGUCCUACCAUCGAUCGGGCCCGAGGUGUUGAAAGCAGAAGAGCUCGUAACAAGACGUUCACAAGUCUCGGCUCUUAUACGCCAAACGCUAAUCAAACAAGCUAGGGAAUUCAACAUUAUUAUCGAUUACGUGUCGAUCACGGAUCUCUCGUACAGUAAAGAGUUCUUGAGUGCGGUGGAGCGGAAGCAGCAGUGCCGGGUUAAGUAGGUUGGCGGGCAGUGCGACCACCCUGGAUACACAGGUUACAGGAGCAUAUACAUAUAAGAAAAGGGGCAAAAAAAAAAUUUGUAAGCUAAAAAGACACAAAAAAAAAAUUG